AUGGUUCAACUAACUCUAUGGAAUUUAUGGAGAUUGAUCGAGAUGGAUAGCCUGCACGUGACCAGCACCCCAUCUGCAUCUGCGGUCGUCGGCAGUCACGUGAUCGGCAUGGCGGGGAACAGCAAGACUUCCAGCAGAAGCGCCUCGCCUUGCAGACCAAGGCUGGCCGAAGCUCAGCAACAAGUGUCGCCGGCACCGGCAGCUACGACAUACCAUGGACCGCAUCACGUGAAGACGCUCAGUCAUGGAUCGGUUGACAGCGCCAAGUCACAAGAUGCAGGUCAGAGGCAGGCAAAACACAGAUCACCCACGACAAGUCUGAAUAGAACCACAGAUCUAGAUGACUCAAAUCAGAUUGUGUACAUGGACGAGAGUGGCAACCUGACAGAACUUGACGUUUCGGAUGUAUAUUGUCCAGGCUCUUUCAUCUCGAACGGCAGCUCUGAUGCCCGACAGGACGAUGAAACGGAUUGCACGGACCCAAAGACGAACGCCAUUUUGGAACAUUUAGGCAACAAGAUAGUCAGGGUUAGGGAUCUCAUCAGGACUGAACAGAAAUUAAGGGAUGACAAUGUGAACGAAUACCUGAAGCUGGCCGCAAACGCAGACAAGCAACAAGUGCAACGGAUCAAAGCUGUAUUCGAGAAGAAAAAUCAGAAGAGUGCUCAGGUUAUCGCGCAAUUGCAGAAAAAACUGGAUGCGUAUCAGAAAAAAGUCCACGAACUGGAGAAACACGGCGCCAUUCAGAGUCACAGACCGCCUAGGGAGGUACUCAGGGAUAUGGGACAGGGACUGAAAAAUGUGGGGGGCAACAUCAGGGACGGAAUCAGUUAUGUUGGAGGUUCGGUGAUGUCCAAACCAAGAGAGUUCGCACAUUUAAUCAAAAACAAGUUCGGCAGCGCUGACAACAUCAGUCAGCUAUCAAGUGGUGGAUUCGUAUCUUUUCAGAUACCGAUUAUACGUAACUAUAUUUCGUCAAGGCCGACCGGACCUGGAGGAACGCCCGGCGGUGCGCCAGGAGGCGGCGCUUCGGGGACGGCGGCCGGCAGCGGAAGCGCCGGAGGCAGCGAUCAGGGCGACAAGCAUCAGACGAGCUCGGCGGGACACAGGGAGGGACGACCGCACAGAAGACAUCACGGCGGCUCAGCGACUCUUCCCGCCGCGGCAAGCCAGGCGAGCAUGAUGGCGGCGGCGGCGGUAGCCGCAGCGGCAGGGGGCGGGCCCCAGGGGCCGGGAGCAGUACAACAGAAAUUCAGCGACGAUGGCAGCGAGUGCAGCAGCGUCACUUCGGACAGUAUAGGCAGGUACGGCAGAUCGCACGAGAGCCAUCAAGACGCAUACUUAGAUUUACAUAAGAAAACUAGGAUAAUUCAAGAUCAAGUAGACGGCUUAAGAGAGAAUUUUGAUAUUGUUAAAACUUUACAAACCGAAAUACAUGACCUCAACGUAGCUUUACAGGAAGAGAGAUUUAGGAGUGAACGGUUGGAAGAACAAAUAAACGACCUGACUGAGUUGCAUCAAAACGAGGUUGAAAAUCUCAAACAAGCGAUGGCGGACAUGGAGGAAAAAGUUCAGUACCAGAGCGAGGAGCGACUGAGAGACAUCCACGAAAUGUUGGAGCAUUGUCAAACGAAAAUCCAGAAAAUGGAACACCAGGCCCUCCAGCAGCAACAGUACGUCACCCUGGAAGGCUUGGACAAUUCGAACGCGCGCGCCCUGGUGGUGAAGUUGAUAAACGUUCUCCUGACAGUUCUCCAAGUGGUUUUGUUGCUUGUGGCCACCGGAGCGGGGAUCAUCAUGCCGUUCCUUAGGACAAGAUUACGGAUCCUCUCCACAGUGAUAAUAGUGAUAGGCGUAGCCUUCGUGCUUCGACAAUGGCCGGAGGUUCAAGACAUCGGAUCCCACAUGAUGCGCAGGCUCAAAGACACCUUGGACCCCGUUCAAUAGCGAAUAGCCCACUUUUGGGCUCGGGAUAAACUCUCCGAUUAGCGUUUUUACCGCUAGAGCCGAAACCCUCUGGCCAGCCUGUGGGCUCGGACGAACUCUCUGGUUAGUGUUUUCGCCGCUAGAGGACAGGACAUCGACAUCUAUAUGAUUCGUCGACUGACGGACACUCUCUAGUUAGUGAUGUUGCCGGUAGGUGGCAGGACGGUCCCCUCUGUGAAUUGUCAACAGAGAGAGAUGACACUUUCCUGCUUUCAGUCACACUAUUUUUACAUAGUCGAUGCGUUUAUUUUUUGAACAAAGUCACAAUAUAUACAGACAGAUAAUGAAACGUCGAUUGGUUUUGUAGCGCGCAGGACGUAUCUUUGCUCAUUCUUGUUCACAUCGGUACCUAAAUAUUUAAUUUGCCAUAUUAAACUAGCAGACAUUGCAUCAUAUUCGUUGUUAGGGCGUGCCGCAAGUUCCGCUAACACGACCGUUCAGUUUUUCUUCAUAUUUUUACAUUUUCAAAACUUGACGCCAUAAAUGCAUAAAUAACUACAAGUGCCUUUGGAUCUAACUUUUAAAUGAAAUUUCGGCAACUAUACUACAACUAUUUAAAACUGUAAUGACUCAUACGCGUGAUCAACACGUGAUCAGAGCUCGAUCCCGGCUUCCUUCUAGCACAGCCGUAUAGCGUACGACAUACGUCGUUUCUGUGGCUUUGCGGUGGUCAACAGCGCAGACAGAGAUGGAAAUAAUGGCU
Molecule: messenger RNA, 2689 nt
Organism: Acanthoscelides obtectus
Lineage: Eukaryota; Metazoa; Arthropoda; Insecta; Coleoptera; Chrysomelidae
Source: the annotation of a GenBank genome assembly